Electrophorus electricus (electric eel) is the source of this 2057-nucleotide messenger RNA. RefSeq names its product golgin A7 family, member Ba (gene golga7ba). Lineage: Eukaryota; Metazoa; Chordata; Actinopteri; Gymnotiformes; Gymnotidae. Gene Ontology annotation, biological process: protein targeting to membrane; peptidyl-L-cysteine S-palmitoylation. Gene Ontology annotation, cellular component: palmitoyltransferase complex. The record is from RefSeq and is a predicted model, not a curated record.
GCUCUUCGCUCCAAGUUCGUGAUCGGUGCGGAGAGAGAUGUCGUGGCAGCAGCGUAGGUGAAGUGUUCUUUGCCCUGCAAAUCUGGCCUGAUUUAUGAGAAGCGCCGGGCGUAAAAGCUGUAACGUGUCUCAUCCUGCCGCGCGAAGACGUCAAAGCAGUCAGUAGCCGUUUGAUCCCGUUAGCAGUAAAGCUCGCGGUUGCAUAACGCGAACAGCCCGGCUUGUUAUUCAUAAUAAACCAAUUUCCCACGUGCGAAAACUGCUGCACGUAGCCGGACGGCAUGCCAAAGCAUGGUACAAUACUGAUAAUAUGUCUGCCUUGGGACCAUUAACAUGAUUCAAUUCGACGACGCCGAUCGUUAUUGUUUACCAGAAGCGAGCGUAAUUAGUACAUUAGACGGUCUCAGACAUUAGCGCUCCUUUACGACCAGCGCGUGCACUCCGCGAGCUCAGUCGUACCGGUAUGCAGCCGGUGGGCUCUGGCGCGCGGGGGCCGCGGUUACGUAUGCGCGGACGACUGGGACGUCAGAGCGGAUAAAGCCACAGUGCUCGCGACGCCGAGCUUUUCUCUGCUCGAAGCAAGUAAAGAUCUUCCGUUUUGGGGACUAAUCGUAAAUCCCGUGGCGGGCAGUAACUGAGGUCGGGAAUGCGUUCAGGACCGCGGAAAGCGAUCGGUAGAAGCACGCUGCCCUACUGCCACGAGUCUUUCCAUAACCUGCAGGAACUGAGACAGAGUGCAUCUCUGGCCAAUAAAGUCUUCAUCCAGAGAGACUACUCUGAGGGCACAGUCUGCAAGUUCCACACCAAGCUCCCCUCUGAACUGGACAGCAGGAUUGAGAAAACUCUGUUUGAAGACACAGUGAAGACACUGAACAAUUACUAUGCAGAGGCAGAGAAGAUUGGAGGCCACGCCUACCUGGAGGGCUGCCUCGCCUGCAUCACCGCCUACCUCAUCUUUCUUUGCAUGGAGACACGCUAUGAAAAGGUCCUGAAAAAGAUCUCACGGUAUAUACAAGAGCAGAAUGAGAAGAUCUAUGCACCCAGAGGCCUACUCAUUACUGACCCUAUAGAGAGGGGGAUGAGAGUUAUUGAGAUCAGUAUCUAUGAAGACAGGAGCUCCAGUGGGUCCAGCACUAGCAGCAGCACCACCAGCAGCAGCGGACGAUGACACACACACACACACACACACACACACACACACACACACACACACACACUCAGACACACACACUUGCACGUUUUGUGUUUUGUCCUACACACAUGAAUAAACACUUCUCUCGUUUCUGACCAAACAACGUGUGACUGCAUACAAUGUGAGCUACCAAGCCAGACUGCGCAGAGCUACAUUUCAGACUCCUCCAGCUCCCCAACUUAUCACUAUGGCACACAGAGCAACAGGUGGUCUAGAUCUGCAGCGGCCAUGAGCCAGUCGCCAGCCUUCUUAAACACAGUCACAUAGACGUCCAUUGUACGGUUAUGCAAUGAUCCCAUCUAUUUCAGUGUUGCUGUAUGUAGCAGUCGGUAAGACCCAGAGCAGAGUGGAGAGUCUUCCACUGGGGAACGUGUUUGCACUUUUCCUUCCCAUUUUAAAAUGAUUUGUAAAACUAUUUUCAGAUGAGUGAACUAAAUAGAUAUGCAUUAAUCUAUGGAUGGUACAAUUUCACACAUCAGAAGCAAUACUGUAUCAGAGUAAGAAAGCUGAUUUUGGGUUUAUUUAUGAUGAGAGACAAAGCCAAAACAAAAUCUUCCAUCAGCAUUCUUACCCUUACACAUCGACCUCGCCUCUCCAUCUCAGCAUCUCAUCAUCUCAUGGACGUGAGUCUCCACUGCCAAUGCUGUGCCACUGUAGCCAAAAAGCCAAAGGCAAAACUGACCUCUGUGGUGUCAUGAUACUGCCACUAGCCAGAACCUCGUUAAACCAUCGUUAGUGAGCUUCCUUAACGAGAUAAUUGGCUCAUAUGUAUGCAAACAUAGGUUUUUCAUACAACUUGCACUCGCUAGAAUGUUAUGCUUGUUUGUUUUGUGUAACAAAGCUAAUAAAUACACAUCUUCUGGUU